AUUAUUCAAUAUAAACCUUUGUACUUCAUUUUUAUUUUAAAUUAUUCAUUUAACAUUGUCACUAACCCUUUUUUGUGGACUGUUAGUGUUUUCAUGUGACAGUACGCAGUAUGUAACUAGAGUUUUCAUGCUACAUAACAUAGGGCAUGUAGCCAUACUUCAUUACUCACUGCAGGAGUCAGUGAGCACAGGAAGGUCCCGCAGGAAGAGGACCCGCAAAGCGGUGCCCAAAAUAGAGACGCAGCCUCCCAGAGAGAGGGAACAAUGGAGUAACCCCCGGGAGUUCCUGUUGUCUUGCAUCGCCAUGUCCGUGGGUCUUGGGAAUGUUUGGAGGUUCCCGUUCGUGGCCCUGGAGAAUGGCGGAGGAGCCUUCCUCGUCCUAUAUAUAUUUGUUCUUUUCUUCAUCGGAAGGCCUCUCUACUACAUGGAACUUUGUAUGGGUCAGUUCUCCUCUCUUGGCUCCGCCAAGGUGUGGGAGAUGUCACCAGCAUUCCGAGGAGUGGGCUACGGCCAGGCCAUUGCUGCCAUGGCGGUGGUGACAUACUGCGUCUUCCUUAUGGGUCUCACCGUUCACUACUUUUUCGCCUCCUUCGCUAGCGUUUUACCAUGGGCUGAGUGUGGGAACUGGUCUGACAACUAUUGCGUGGAUGUCAACAAUACGGAGGUCCAGCUGGGCAUUAAUUCCACCGACUUAACUUCCGUUGCUGAGGAAUAUUUCUCAAAGAAAGUGCUGAACUUAGAUCCAUUGGGUCUUAGUAAUGGUCUGGGAAAUCCCGAGUGGCGUCUCAUGCUGUGUCUGCUCUUGUCUUGGGUGAUACUCUUCAUGGUAUUGAUCAAGGGCGUGCACAGCUCUGGCAAGGCUGCUUACUUCUUUGUCAUCUUCCCGUACUUCGUGCUUAUUGUCAUGCUGGUUCGAGGAACCUUGUUGCAAGGAGCCCUGGAAGGUUUUCUCUUCUUCAUUACGCCAAGAUGGGAAAAACUCAUGGAACCAGAGGUGUUAUACGCCGCUAUACACCAGUCAUUCUUCAGCCUCUCUGUUGGUUUCGGGUCAGUUAUGAUGUUUUCCUCAUUCAACAAAUUCCGCUACAACUUUUACCGGGACACCAAUAUCAUCUGCAUCGCCGACACUGUUACUUCACUCCUCGCUGGCAUCACCACCUUCGUUAUUUUAGGCCACCUAGCGGAGGAGCUCGGCGUCGAUAUUGAGCACGUUAUUAAGAGUGGCGGAACUUCCCUUAUGUUCGUUAGUUAUCCUGACGUACUGUCCAGGUUCCAGUACGUCCCUCAGUUAUUCUCCGUGAUGUUUUUCCUCAUGCUCUUCACCUUGGGCUUGGGCACUGCCUCUGCACUCAUAAACUCCAUUACAACAAUAAUUUGCGACGAUUUUCCCCACUUAAAGAAGCAGAUCGCAACAGUGAGUGUCUGUACCGCGGGAUUUUACUUGGGUCUGUUCUACGCCACUCCUCAGGGCCAGUUCGUCCUUGAGCUUGUCAACCACUAUGGCGGUGGCUUCAUCGUCUUUGUCUUGAUGAUUGUCGAGAUUGUUGGUGUCCAUUGGGUGUACGGUGUUAACAACUUCUGCCGCGACAUUGAUUUUAUGUUGGGCAGGAAGACUGGCCUCUUCUGGAAAAUCUCAUGGGCCUUCCUCAUCCCUCUGCUACUCUCUGUAGUCUUCAUCUACGGCCAGAUCACUGGCAAGCCACUGGCAGUCGGCUCAUACGUCUUCGAACCUCUUGUUAUAGGUGUGGGUAUUUGCCUGGCCGUCCUGGCAUGUCUGAUGGUGCCAAUCUUCUUCGUGGUAGAGGUGUCACGUCGGCGUGACGAAGAUACCUCAGUGUGGCAAGCUGUGGUGAAGACCUUCAAGACCAGUGAUGAGUGGUGUCCCAGAGACCCCGACCUACGUCAGGGAUACAGCCUCUUCACUUCUGCAGCAGAGAACACCACUCCUGUUUGA
Molecule: messenger RNA, 1954 nt
Organism: Cherax quadricarinatus
Lineage: Eukaryota; Metazoa; Arthropoda; Malacostraca; Decapoda; Parastacidae
Product: sodium-dependent nutrient amino acid transporter 1-like
Biological process (GO): sodium ion transmembrane transport
Cellular component (GO): plasma membrane
Molecular function (GO): L-amino acid transmembrane transporter activity
Source: RefSeq, a predicted model, not a curated record